CGCUACCUGAUGUGCAUAUGUGUUGUCAAAGAAUCUUCCUCAUUUGCUGUUAAUUUAUUCAGGGGAAGUAAAGGAUAACAAACUGAGACUCCCUGGAGGGAAAAUGGACGCCGAACAACGAAGUCCAGAUGAAAGACUUAAUUACACAUAUGAUGAUUAUGAUUACAGCAAUGACUCGAUGGAGGAUGAAGUAUGCGAUCUGGAAACCGUUCAAUUUAGACUGGUCUUAGUUCCAGUAUUAUUCUCUGCUGUGGUGAUAGUCAGUAUCCUCGGCAACAUAUUAGUGAUGGUCCUUUUGGCUAAAUAUGAAAAUCUCCGCUCUCUCAUUAAUGCAUUGAUCCUGAACCUGGCCGUGUCAGAUCUGAUUUUCACCGUUGGUUUACCCUUCUGGGCCUACUACCACAUGUAUGGUUGGAAUCUAGGGGAGACGGCUUGCAAAAUAGUUUCUUUUAUUUUCUAUGUGGGCUUCUACAGCAGUGGUAUCCUCCUCAUCUUGAUGACUGUUCAUCGCUACGUGUCCGUCAUGAGGCCUCUGUCGGACCUCGUGACCUCCAGGGGUUACGUCGGUGUCCUGGCCUCUGUGUUCAUCUGGACCCUGGGCUUCUUGGCCGCCUUGCCGGCCUUGUUAUUUACCAGUGUGAAUGAAAACAUGUGCGAGUAUGCGGAUGCAUACUGGAAGGACUUUGGCAUCUACCAGCAAAACAUAAUGUUCUUAGUGACUGUGGUGAUCUUCUGCUUUUGUUAUGCUCAGAUCCUAUGCAGACUAAUGCACUCCCGUGCACAGAGAAGGAGGCACAGGACUCUCAAGCUAAUCUCCACUCUUGUUAUGGUUUUCUUUGUGGGCUGGGCACCAUACAAUGUUCUCAUAUUUCUACGAUCUGUAAGAGAGAGUAAGGAUUGCGAAGACUACAAAAGAUUGGGCUAUGCAUUUUACAUCAGCCGGAUGUUCGCUUAUUCGCACUGUUGCCUCAAUCCCGUGUUCUAUGUGUUUGUUGGGGUUAAGUAUAAGAACCACAUGAAGAGAAUGCUGAGAGGUUGGGGUAAGCAGACAAACAGUCUCCGCAGUAGACACAGCCGGCUUACCAUCACCUCCGUGACUAGCGGCGAUGAGUUCUCAAUAUAAUGUACUCUGCAAAGAGCAGUCUCCAAGGCAAUGGUUGCUUAUGAAUAUCUGCAUUUUCUGUGUGAUCAAUGUGAUUUUGCAUUGUAUUUUGUAAGGCUUGUACUUGACUUUUAGUUUAGUUCAAGCUUAAAAUGAUUGUGAGAUUUGGCUUUUUAUUCAUUAACUCUGAUAUAUUGUUGUCAUCGGGGGUAAUGGACAUAAAAUGAGAUCAUUCUAAAUAUCUUAUAUAAAUGUGUUAAUAUGAAUCUGCAAGCUUAUACUCUGUUAAUAUAGUUGUACAAAGAUGUUUAUUGGUGUUUUAAAAAUCAUCUUUUGCAUUUCAUGUUGGCUUGGUGUUGUUUCCUCAAAACCUUGGAAUUGUAAAAACCUUGGAAAAGCUGUUUUGUUGUGGUUUAUUUGAGUUUAAAGCCAAUUCAUUGACUAUUAGAUUGCAUUGCCAAUUUUCAACUGAUCAAAACCAUUGCAUUUGCAUUACUAUUAAUGUGACAAAAUCGGUGUCAGUGGCGAGUGUUUGAAUCUAUGGGAACAAUCGCUUAUUGCCAAUAAUUCUACGUUCACUCCUUUUCCAUACACUAACCUAACAGUGUUCAUAGGCAAAACACUCAGAUACUAACGAGUGUUCUUCCAGCCCACAGUGGCCUUAUGCCAAAGUUCUCCUUUUUCUCUCUUCAAAUUACCAGGACCAGGGGAGACAGGAUCACUGUAUGAUUUGGUUUGUUGGUUAAUAAGGACUGUUUUGGGAAAGUUUGGAAGAAACGUGUUCCAAGCAAAGUAGCUAAAAAGGACCGAAAUGCACCAAAGUUGUCCAGAAACGUUACAACCAUAGAACCGUUUUUUAGAGAGGAUGGGCACGGAGUGACCUGUAGAGAGAUCUGUCUCUUAGGUGGGCGGAUGUCCAAGGGCCAUGCGGUAGCGUGUGUCCCCCUGCCGGAGAGCAUGCCUAACCCCACCGAGCUGGGU
Gadus chalcogrammus (walleye pollock) is the source of this 2083-nucleotide messenger RNA. RefSeq names its product chemokine XC receptor 1-like. The coding region runs from base 104 to 1123 and encodes 339 amino acids. Gene Ontology annotation, cellular component: membrane. NCBI's taxonomy places the organism in Eukaryota, Metazoa, Chordata, Actinopteri, Gadiformes, Gadidae. Gene Ontology annotation, biological process: immune response; chemotaxis; G protein-coupled receptor signaling pathway. Gene Ontology annotation, molecular function: chemokine receptor activity. The record is from RefSeq and is a predicted model, not a curated record. The transcript is spliced from 2 exons.